AUGUUUUCAGGCAUAUUUAACGUGUCUAUAUUCUCAUGCUUGGUUUUGUUUAUUCGUAAAGCACGUAGGUACACGAGUUCAUCAUUUCUUAGCAAGCGUUUCUUUUGGCGCGAAAAACAGCUUCGCGCUGGACUGUCGGGUCGUAUUUCCCAACUGGUUAAAGGAUCUGUGCUGUUUUCAUAAUUUUUUGGUUUUGUUCUGUAGAACUAGCACCAACAUUUACGGGAACUCCUCCAAAUCCGUUCUAUGUUUUGGAAGGCAACAAUAUCACCUUUGUGUGGCGGUACAACCUUAGUGGAACGUUUAACGGAGUUAUCUUUCGGUUCGUCAGCAGCUCUCCCUCCCGCACCAUUGUGUCCAAACAUGACAUAAACCUCGACGCAGUGGUUCCAGAAAGUGUUUACCAGGGUCGCAUUUAAGAAAACAUCAAUGCUACACGAGCAGAAAUUACAAUAUUUGCAUUGCAACGAUUUGAGAGUGGAGAAUACGAAAUUGACAUGACCAACAGUAAUUUCGAGACUACCAGCGACAGCGUGAAUGUUCAAGUACAGUGCAAGUAAACCACCAAAAGUUUCAUGAAUGUUAUCUCUACUGUUUCUAUUUGUUGAAAAAUAUUGAAAUCAUUCCGUGAAGGUGAAUCUCGUUUCGUUGUUGGAUAUUUCAUUUCAUUCAUUCUUGACGCAAAAUGCUGCUAUUUUCUGGGUAGCUUAGGAAUAUAGCACUGAAGUACUAUCUUUUCGCAAUCUCCACUAAUUUCAUUCAAACGUGACAAAAACAUUGACAACUUUUUGGUUACAAGUUCAUGUUAAAGCGAUGACCAACCUGGAACUUCAAAUGCACUCGUUAACGAUGCAAAACUUGUCCUAUUAUUCAUAACGUAGAGAAAAUGUCGGGACCCAAGAGAUCCAUUCAGAUCACUGAUCACUUUACGUGCACCUCCGCUAAUGUCAUUUGCUGGAUAACUUGCAAUUAUUGCAAUAAGUUGUACAUUGGUGAAACAGGAAGACGGCUAGGCCACCGAUUCCGAGAACACCUUCGCGACGUAGAAAGAAACGACAAGGACGUAUCCAAAUCAUUCGCUAGACACUUUAAUCUCCCUAAUCAUUCUAAACAACAUAUGGCAGUUUGCAGCCUUUCCUUACGUCCAGAGAGUUCGGAAAGUAGCAAAAUUCUAGAACAAUAAUUUAUCUUAUAGAUCGCCACUCUUAAUCACCACGGUAUCAACGAGCGCUUCUCAUUCAACUAAUUUAUUCUUGUUUCCUCGUCACCACAUUCCUACCAAUAGCGUAGCUCCAUUUUCUACAUAUAAAGCCACACACAACUCACAAUUCCUCCAAUCGCUCUGCCGAAGGGCUAACGCCCGAAACGUCAGCCUUUAAACUCUUUACACAGGCCAAUUUACGUUUUCAACCCAGUUGAUCACACUAAAUUUCUCUGUAAUACUCUCCCACCGACGCAGCACCACAGUUUCUUUAGAAACUUACCCCCUUUAUUCGAUGCGGAACAGCGUUCAUAUGGGAGAAACUUCAAUAUUUGAAGUCUUGCAUUCAGGAAGCUGUUUCUUUUUUUGUAAUUUCAAUCAUACUUCAAAGAGCAGGUUUAAGAAAAGAGAGUGUGCAUACAAGGAAUUAUUUCUGCCCGCUUUACCCUCACAGGACUAUUGUCUUUAUCAUAGUCAACCUGAAAAUCUUACAGAAGCACAAGUCCUGUCACAUAUUCCAAUAACCUGCAAUUCGUACAAUUGCAAAUAUCAAGGAAUUGAAAGUGGUAAUUGUUCAGACAUUUCAGGAUUUUUAAAUUUGAUUUUAGUAGCUAAGUUUUGGGGCAGAUUGGUUCAAUUUUGCAAAUUUUGACUGUGGGAUAGUCUAUCACUGCUGUCGCUUCUGAACAGAUCCACCAGAGUUCAAUUCAAUCAGUAGAGAUGUAAUUGUUGUUGAAGGUGACCCAAGUGUCAUAUUAGAGUAUAUCGGGGAUAGUGUGCAAAGUUGCCAGUUUGUCUUUAAUUCUUUAACAGAUCCACCAGAAUUUAACAACGUAAGUAGUGAUGCGGUUGUUGUGGAAGGUGACCCCAGUAUUACUUUAGAGUGUAUAGCAGAUGGUGAACCAGCACCAAACAUUACCUGGACCAAAGUAUAUACUCAUGGCAUUGACAGUGUUGUACUGGGACCUGGGAACUGGGAACUGGGAAUCAGUUUGUCCUUAAAACCAAAAGAAAUAACAGUGGAACAUAUCGUUGUACAACAUAUAAUGGGAUAGGAACUGCAUCAAAUCGCACGGUGAAAGUAGAAGUUAAUUGUAAGUAGAUAAUUUUAUUUUGUGGUUUUUAUUUUUCAUAGAAUUUAGGAUUGAUUGUCAUAAAUGUAGUAGGAAAAAAUAAUGCAAAAUAAAACUCCAAAAUGGAAAAAGGUGUAAAUCAACCACAAAAAAAGAUGCGUGAAGAUGUACCUCUUUUACGAGUGGUAAAGGCAUGUGGGCAAUUUUAUAGGCAUGUGGGCAAUUUUAUAGGCAUGUGGGCAAUUUUAUUGAAAUACGUUGUAAUAUUUCGAGCAGGGCCUGAAAGAGCUAUACAGCCCAGUAUAGGGUGUUGUGAGAUUCGGAGAGAAUAAAUGAUAUUAAAAAAGCUGCAAGUCAGAAUAAAAGAAAGAAAAAAGAAAGAAGAGGAGGAGGUAUCAGUCGCCAAUUGCAUUGGACUGGCCACAUGCUCUAAUACUGAUGCAUGAUCAAAUAUUGUUAUUUUCUUCUCUUUAGAUCAACCGGAGAAUUUAAAGUUUAUGGUGAAUGACUCAGCUGUAUGUAAAGGUGAUGUUAUCAGUAUCACCUGCUCAGCAGAUGGUAAACCUGCAGUGCAUACUUAUCAAAUGUUUGAGAAUGAAAUACUAGUUAAUGAUGGAAAAAGCUCAGCUGCGGUAUGGAUAAGGAAAUAUUUAAAAGAAGUAGACUUCAGCUACAAAUGUGUGGCUAAUAACACUGUUGGUACAGCUGAGAAGACUGUAAAUGUCACAGUAAAAGGUACAGUGUGAGAAGUAGUUGUUAUCUGUUACCGUUACUAGCUUACAUAUGGUAAAAGAAUACUGGUGUAAGGUGUGAAGCUUUAAUGCCAUUUUCCCCGUAAUGUUGUGCAUUGCGUAUUUAACUUCAAGUGGCAUCGGCUCAUGAGUACUUUUGUCGGUGAGGUUACUUUUAAUAUUGUGUAUUAGUUUCACUGUUCUUAUAGUUUACAUUAUAAUGUAAUAGAUUAAUUCAGGUGUCACAUGUAAGUUAAAAAAAACUGACCACCAGUCCACUUUAGGUGAAAAACAGUCACAGCACUUUGCAGUAUCGUCUUAUGAAGGCUUUUAUAUUCUUGCUUUUUUGAAACAAUCCUGUUUCUUCAAUUGUUAAUUGAUGACUGUCUAGACUCAAUCCUAUCCAGGGCCCCAAUUGAAAAAUGGUCACCAUAAAAUAAAAAAAAUAAGAAAUUGUUCACCCCAUCCACAUUCUGUAUUAUGCUACAUGAAAGUCUAGUGAAUCUAAUGAUACUGUACAUGCAACUGUGCAACAUUUUUAUUUGCCAAAUUGGCAAGUAUGCUGGCUGGCCGAUUAAUGGAAGGAGGGAGAAGAAUUUCAGUGUAUCGCUUAGCCGAGAAACGAAUUGAAGUGAGCUGAAAUAUUCAUAUUAAAAAACCUCCACAUUGAAAAUGACGUCUUGACUCACUUGAGAAUUCAUCACCAAACUUCCAAAUGCAAAGUUGAUGGUUAAAUGUUGCAUGUAAUAACACAAUCAACGAAAUCAAUGCGACUUCAUCACCACUCACUUUAGGUGUUUGAGUAUUAGGAAGUUAUGGAACUGCAAGAGGGGAAAAAAGAAAGACAUGGGAUACAAGCAUUUUUCCUUUCAAAACUGGACCGACAAUCAAGAAAUUUUUCCUGUUUUUGUUUUUCUUUGUCUGGUGGUUGCUAAUAGGCCACUUCUGAGUUCCUGCGGUUCAGUGAUCUGGUGCCAAAAUUGUGGUGCGAGGACGAGGCUAAGUGUGAAGUGAACUGUAUAAAGGAUUAGGUGUAGUGGUGGUUAAAGUGAGAGAAAUGAGACAUGGUAUGUCCGAGCAAUAAAACUUUUUUGGACUGGAAAUUUGCCCUCACUUGUUGGUAAUUUCUCCUUCAGCAGCUCUUCGCAGUUUUUGGCAGAAGAGGCGAUUUUGAUCUGCUUCAUUGUUACAGCUUUUUUUGCAUAAAUCGAAAAGUUCUGCUUUUUUUUCCUUUUUUGCCAUCUCUUAGCUGAAUGCCUCUCUACCACAAAUAAUUUUUCACUCAUUUUCACUCAUUUUCACCACCAUGGUACUUAAAUCUUUAUAUUGAUGAAAGCGACUUCACACUUAGCCUAGUUCUUGCGCGGUAAUUUUGGCUCUGUGCAAGUAUACAAACAAAAAUUUGAUGAGUGUGUAGGUUCAUAAACAUGUAGUUUUACACUUGUAAUUUUUUGUUAUCUCGUUCUGCUCAGGGCCCUCUAAAGUUUAUCCAUUGGAAAAUAUCACAGUGAUAGAGGAUGAAAACAGGACUUUAACCUGUAAUGUUUCUGGAGGUCCUGUGCUGACUGUAGCAUGGACAGAAGUAAGCAGCCCCAGUCAGUCCAGUGGAGUCAUGCGUUAUCUUACCAACAUCAGCAGGUAUAAUGCCGGUGAAUACAAGUGUGAAGCUGCAAAUGACUGUGGAAAUAGCUCUGCCAGCACUUUCCUCAUUGUACUCUGUAAGUUAUUAUUAUUUAUUUAAUGAUGAUCGAGUAAAAAUAUGCAUCAAGUUCCAGAGUGUUCAUCUUGUAGCCCACUUUUCACUCUUUGCUAAGUGUGAGUUGCUAGAUUCCCGAGCUGUGGGGCAUUCCUCUCACUUUUCUCAAGCUUGUUUUGAAAUUAAUAAAAAGUAAGGAGCACUUAUGAGGCCGCAGUUUUAUUGCAUUGGAAAUUGAAUAGAGAAUAACGCUAGGUAUAGAAUUUCUUUGUAAGUGUUCCACAUGAUAUACCGAGGUCCACACGAGAAGAGAAGUUUAUAUCCAUAAGAAACCAUGCAGUAUUUUGAUUAUUUUAACAUCUCAGUUAAUCCAAACAAAUUCGAGGAACAACCUUCCAUUGAGAAUUGUGCAUGCUUUGUCAGAAUGGGGUUAAGGUAAGUGAUGUGUUGGCACUUGAUUGGCAAUAUCAAACACGUAACAAUUUAUUGUAAAUUUACGUUGUCAUGUACAGUUACAGUUUUCCCUAGGGCUGGAAAUUGUUGUAAAAAUUUGCAGUUUAUAUAUAAUAAAACAUUUUGCCCUACAAUUUUGGAGAACUCUGAGUGACACUUAAUUGUCUCUUUCUUCUAUUCUAGACAAACCUGAGAAUGUCCAGUUAAUGAGUUCUGCCAUGGACGACAAAGCAUGUACGGGAGAAGUCAUCAGCUUUAACUGCUCAGCUAAUGCUAAUCCAGGCGUUGCGUCAUACCAGCUGUUUGUCUACAGAUGCGUGGCCAAAAACAUUAUAGGAUCAGAAUACAGCAUGAGUGUUACUGUCACCGUGAAUGGUAAGCAAAAUAACCCAAACUAGGGCUUGUGUAAACCGUUCCAUAAGCUAUACACACAUACUGGGCACGUUCGUGAGUGUACAUACUCCCAGUUGUAGAAGAACAUUGACACUUUAGGAGGAUGAUUCAUGAAUGAUGAGACUACAUGGAAACAGCUUUAUGAGAAAUGUUUGCACAGUUGCAUCUCAUUAUAAUAUUUAUGGCAAAUUGCUGUUUAUGAUAAGCCUUUUCUCACAGGAAAGGGUUGUUGGCCUCCAUCAUCUACGACGUGUAACUUAUUGUGGUUAUUAUGGACAUGUGCAUGCAUAAUGUGUUGGGUCUCAUCAUUCAUCGCCAACGAUUUCUAGGUGUCUACCAUUUAGCCACAUAAUGUAUACGUGCAUGGUCUUAGUUAUCUUGGUGUUUGUAGGUGGUAAUGAAGUCAAAGGGAAUUACACGCACGUUGUAUGUUGGGGACUAAAGGAUGCAGUUGUUAAAGUGCACAAGCUGGUCAUUGGCUACUUUUAAGAUUCACUUUUUUGGGGAAGGAUGAUUCAUGAAUGAUGAGACUACAUGAAUGAUAAGACUACAUGUAAAUAGCUUUAUGGGAAUUUUUUGCACAGUUGCAUCUUAUGAUAAUAUUCAUGGUAAAUUGCUGUUUAUGGUUAGCCUUUUCUCACGGGAAAGCAUUGUUGGCUUCUAUCAUUUACCACUUGUAACUUAUUGUGGUUAUUAUAGACAUGUGCAUGCAUAAUGCUGUUGAGUCUCAUAACUCAUCGCUAACGAUUUUUAGGUGUCUACCAUUUAGCCAUCUAGUGUAUACACGCAUGAUUUUAAGUAUCAUGAUGUUUGUCGGUGGCAAUUAAGUCGAAAGGAAUUACACGCACUGUAAGUUGGGAAUGAAAUGAUGCAGGUGUUAAAGUGUACAAGCUGAUUACUAGCUACUUUUAAGAUCCUUUCACAUUUUCACUUUUCUUUUACAGUACCUUCCUCAAUCACCCAAAUAAGACAAGAUCAGAAUAUAACUGAAGGUAGCAAUGUGACUCUGUGAUGUCACGUGCCUGGAGUCCCCGCACCAACAGUGUCUUGGAUUAAGCCUGGUGGCCAGCGCCAAAGUAUAUCGAUUUCCUUCUCUGUAAAGUUUUUUUUAGAGAGGCUUCCUUAAUCAUAUCUUCGGCAUCAGGCAGAUAAAGAGGGAGACUCCUUGGUUACUUUGUAAUAUGUAGCUUACAAAGGUUAAUUAAACUGUAUUUAUAAAUUGUAUGUUUUGUCCCUAGAGAAACCUGAGAAUGUUCAGUUAAUGAGUUCUGCCAUGAACGACAAAGCAUGCAGGGGAAUAGCCAUGAGCUUUAACUGCUCAGCUAAUGCUUAUCCAGGCGUGACGUCAUACCAUUAUUAUUAAAUCUUUAUUAAAUCUUUAUUAAGUCAUAAGAUAAAUAAUCACAUAUCCUAUGUUACAACAUUAAAAGAAGGUAUAUAUAUAAAUUACAGAGAAAAUCAAGAUAAAAAUUAUAAGACUAGAUUAUGUUUAAAAAUUAAGCGAUUAACAAACGUGUUUUUGAACCUAUCAGUGUUUAUUUUAGGAUGGUGACUUGUCUCUUUCCUCAGAUUGUACUUGGUUAAUUUCUUUUUGGCAUUAUAGCUCUUAAAGGGUGUAUUGUAUUAUUAAAAACAUUCUUGAAGAUACGCGUGUCCUGUUGAACUAACAAUUCAUAAACAUUAAUGUGAUCGGAUGUAUACUUGCGCUUAUAACAUCGAUCUAAGAAACAUUGGAUUGUUGUUAAUUCGGAAUUUACAGCGCCAAAUACGGACAACCCGUAUAAUAUAUUUGGUAGAACCAGAUUUAGAAACAGAUGGUCUAUUUCGGCCUGAUUGUACCCUUCUUUCCUUAAAGAUCUUAAAAUGAACAGGCACUUGUUUGCUUUAAUUAGUUUUUCCUGAAUAUGUGUUAUGAACCUACUGUCUUCCUGAAAUGUUACCCCUAAAAUAGUAAGCUCUUUUGUCUGUGGUAUUCCAGACACCAUCGGAAACUCUAUUGUACAACCUUUCUUGCGGAAAAUGAUUUCCUUGCACUUAGAUGGAUUGCUACACAUACCAUUACUUCUAGACCACUGGGAAAACUGAUUAAUCAGUGCGAUAGAAUUGUCAUUAUCACCUAUCACAGGCGAGAUAAUGGUUGUAUCAUCUGCAUAUUUUACCAGCACGCUCUUAUUGUCCAAGUGUAUCUCUAAAUCACUGAGAAAGACAUUGAACAAGUGCGGCCCGCUGACACUUCCUUGGGUGGUACCUUUGUUGACACUUUUCCAUUUUCCAAUAAACCCAUUUCUAAUGACUCUCUGCUGCCUGUCUUCCAAAAAGCUUAGAUACCAGUUAACUAUAAAAGGAUUUAGGGGGAGUUGCUUCAAUUUGUGUGAGAGGAGAUCGUGUUUCACACUAUCAAAAGCCUUGCUGAAAUCCAUAGCGAAUAGGCGUACCGCUUUGCACUCUGGGAUAUCAAGAUAUUGAUUGACAGUAUGUUGGAUAGUCAGUAGAGCAUUGGUACAGCUCCCUCCCUCUAUGUAUGCAAACUGUGAGAUCCCAGAAUGUUCAUCGAAGGUCUCCCUUGCGUGUGUUCCUAAGACAGCUUUCUCAAAGCACCUUGCGAUGACAGGUGUCACAUUUAUUCCGCGGAAGUCUGAUAUUCCCUUAGGUAUAUCAACCUUCGGCAAGGGGUACAGGUCUGACUUUUUCCAAGAGACAGGCCAGGCGUGUGUUCUAAGAGACAGAUUCCAAAUCCAGGUGAUCACUGGAACGAAUAGCUCGGCGUGGUCUUUCCAUAUAGUAUACGGGAUGCCAUCUGGUCCGGUUGCUGUUUUCUUUAUACGCAUAAGAGAAUUCAGGACUUGUCGCUCUGAGAUUUCUGGGACUUCCUGAUCUUCACUAAUCUCCAGAGGUGUUGGCUUUCUGUAGGCGUGGUCAGUACAUAGGUCACCAAAGUAGUCAUUUAACGCGUUGAGUUCGUAGUGGCCAAGAGAUAGAGAAAUCACCGGCUUGCGGCGCUGAGAUGUUUUAUCCACUUUUUCCACCAAUCCCGAGUUCCAAUAGAGGCGAUAAAGUCCCUUCUGUUUCUGAAAAAUCACUUCAGAGAUCCUUUUAUUCAUAACUUUAAGACGGUCUAGAUUACUGAGUGAUAUGCGUGAUUUGGCUCGUAUCAUCGAUCGAACGAGCGGAGUCAUCCAGCCCGGGUCUCUUGAAGACAUGCGCACUGUUUUCAGAGGCAUGCAGCUAUCCAGGUGCCCUAGGAUGGUAUUUUCGAGCCUACCAACCACUUCAUCGACAUCAGUUUCCUGUAUCAUAUCAUCCCAGUUUUCCUUCGCCAACGCGAUAUACAGAUCACGCUUUCUAUGAGCCCUUUGGUCACGCACGUAUACUUUACGGCGGAUAGGUGGAAGCUUUAUACCGGGUGGUAAAAUAACUCCCAUGUGAUCCGUCUUGGAGAGCAUGUGAAAGGGAUAGCACUUUGAAAAGAGAUCCGUGCGGUUCGUGAAACAGUUGUCCAAACAAGAAUUCCCUCUGGUGGGGAAAUUAACCAGAGCAUUCCAACCAGACAUUUCUACCAGCUGUUUGAGAACGAAACUUCCAUUUUAAACACUAGUGUCUCGGGGAUGUGGAGCAAGACUUUGGAAAGUAAAGGAGUUUUUGUUUACAAAUGCGCGGCCAAUAAUUUAUCUCUUUAG
Pocillopora meandrina is the source of this 9224-nucleotide messenger RNA. Lineage: Eukaryota; Metazoa; Cnidaria; Anthozoa; Scleractinia; Pocilloporidae. The record is from the annotation of a GenBank genome assembly.